GUAAGUUGCAGGUCUACUGUGAAAGUGCUCGACCGUGACCGCCAAGUGUUAGCAAGCAUCACCAACGAGUCACCUUUUUCUCCUAGCAGCAUCUCGCCGUCAGGAGUGAGCAGGAAGAGAGCCCCUUUGCAGAACCAAGUCGAUCUUGCAAACAUCCUCUUUUUCGAUGAAUAGACGACUGAUCAGCAUUUUCAUCCUGCUGGCGCUGCUAAACUUGUAUUUCUUGCACAAGUCCGAAGUGCUGAUGGUUCUCCGGAAGAAACAUACUUUGUCUACCUCCCCCUCCUCCUCCUCUGCCCCUCGACAGUGCACGUCGCGGCUCCUGUUCACCUCCAGCAUUAAGGGGCGCCUUGGGAACGUCAUGGGCGAGUAUGCCACACUCUGGGGCCUCGGCAGAGCGUUCAACGUGAGCGUCCUUCUCCACCCUGACAUGGAGAAAGAACUCCUGAGGAUUUUCCCGGAUUUGUCGAUGGAGCGGUUACCAGCAAGUUGCAAGAGUGGCUGGACCAGACUUGACAAAACUUACACAUUUCCCCCCCAAAAACAAGGCCUGUUUGAGUCGGCAGCGGCGGGACUUCUCGGCCCAGGAAAGUUCAUGCUUGGAGACAAUCCAGUAAAGGUUCAUCUGUUCCACCCAUUUCGUGAGGACCUUCUUCGCGAAUUAACCUUUUCUCCAAGUCUCAAAAAACAGGCGAAUGAUAUCCUGACGAGUGUGAAGAACAGAAUGAAAAUGAAAUCGCAAGAAAUUACCUUUGUGGGAGUUCAUAUUCGUCGAACUGACUAUAUAGAAUAUAUUAAGAAAUACAACACAACCAUACCCAGCCGCGGCUAUUACGUCCGUGCUAUGCAAUAUUACCGCGAGAAAUACAGUCGCCCCAUCUUCAUCAUGGCCUCUGACGAUCCUGCAUAUUGCAAGAGGACGUUUAAAGCCUUCAAGGACGUCGUUUUAAUACAUGGAAAUCGAGAAAUGGACAUGGCAACAAUAGCAGCCUGCAACCACUCCAUUAUCUCCGUGGGCAGUUUCUCCUUCUGGUGUGGAUACCUUUCCGGAGGAGAGGUCGUUUAUCCCAAGAAAUCGUACUCCUUGAAGUACUUACUGAGUCCGGACAACGUGAGAGAGAGCCAUUUGGAUUUCUUCACUCCCCUGGACGAAUGAAGAGCGCCCUCGAAAAACGUAGGAUGGCGGAAACCACCGGGAGGACAUUUCGCUUUUGCACCGAGUGUUUGGGAAGGGAUCAUGUGUGUGUGUUUAUUUAUUUUCUUGUUAGUCUUGCUGGUAGAAUCACGGGGUAUCAGAUGGGAACUCAUGCUCAUGAAUAUUCACUUAUCAUUAUUGAUAGAUCGUUAUCACCUUUAGCUUUUGUAAAACAGAGGGGCACAGAUAGGCAAAUCGAGAUAAGGAUAUAAAUAAGUUUCUAUAUAGACAAAGAGAUUAGAGGCGUAGGGAGAGGUAAGGAAAAGAAAUAAACAGGCAGAUAAACUGAUAAAGAGAGAUGAAAACAGAAUACAGAUUAUGUGAGGAGAGAAAGGAGAGAGAAGGAGAGAAAGAAAGGGAGGUAGAGAAAGGGAUACAGAGAGUAAAAGGAGAAAGAGGGAGCGAGAGAGAGUAUGGCGUAUACAUAAACACGAUUGUUGUAAGCCAUUAGACCAACAGGCCACGUGGCUGUUUGUCACGUGGCUCUGAGUCAAAUUUAGAACAUCACACCAGUUGGGACGUAGGUGACGAUUAUACAUAACCUCGUCUGACCCCUCAGUUCGCUCCCAGAAGUCAUCCUGACAAGGUCACCACCAGCCUCCGGUCCCCAAGGGCUAGCUGGCCGGACACGCGGCAGUUAGUUUAGUUAAUUAGUUAGUUAGCUCUAGUUUUAGUUUUCCCAGGUUUUCACUGGCACGGGUUUGGCAGAAUGUGCUUCCCGUAGCUGCGCGUAGUCGAUACUGUGCCUCGCGACUGCACUGUACAUGUCAUACCGGCGCUUAUCCUAAGACAUCGUCUGGUGUGUUCCCUUCACUGUGUAAUAUUCUUCCUUAAUAAAGAGUCAAGCUGUUA
Messenger RNA from Penaeus monodon (black tiger shrimp), 2047 nucleotides. Its product is annotated as galactoside 2-alpha-L-fucosyltransferase 3-like. The record is from RefSeq and is a predicted model, not a curated record. Gene Ontology annotation, molecular function: galactoside 2-alpha-L-fucosyltransferase activity. Lineage: Eukaryota; Metazoa; Arthropoda; Malacostraca; Decapoda; Penaeidae. Gene Ontology annotation, cellular component: membrane. Bases 167 to 1156 code for a protein of 329 amino acids. Gene Ontology annotation, biological process: carbohydrate metabolic process. The transcript is spliced from 10 exons.